Molecule: messenger RNA, 420 nt
Organism: Strongyloides ratti
Lineage: Eukaryota; Metazoa; Nematoda; Chromadorea; Rhabditida; Strongyloididae
Exons: 2
Coding region: 1-420 (139 amino acids)
Source: RefSeq, a predicted model, not a curated record
AUGAAUGAUAAUAAAAUUCCCAUAUUUUUAAAAAAUUUUGUUGAAGAAGAAAUUCAAACACAUGAAAAGUUAGAUAAAAAAUUAAAAGAAACAGCAGAAAAAUAUGAAAGAAGUUAUGAGAAAGUAAAAAUAUUAAAUGAAAUCAAAUCUAAAAAUAAUAACAUUGAUGAAAAAAUUUUUUUACUUAAAGAAGCUCUUGAAACAAUUAAAAUUGAAAACAUUAAGAAUUACCAAAAUCCUUUAGAGGCAGAAAAAGUAAUAGAAGAAAACUUAAGAAGAAAACAAACUAUCCUGAAGGAAAAAUUGUUAAGACUUGAUGAGUUAAUUAAAAUAAGAAAAGAACUUGAAGAAAAAUUAUGUGAUAAAGAUAGAAAAAAUAAAGAUGGAAAAAUGGAGAUUUUGUAUAGUAUAAAUUUUUAA